AUGUUCUACGAGACACUCUACGUCCAUGAUGCAAAGGCGGCAGCUCAUCAGCCCAUGCCGUAUAGACACGCCCCCCAAAAGUCCUCCUCAGGCAAGCAUGCCUCAAAGCCGCAGUCGCAGCGCCCCAAGGCGCUCGAUGCAGAUGACUUGACCAGGAGGCUGUACGUUGUGCUGGCCGAGCAAAAGGCCCAUGCGGAGAAGAAGAAGCGCGCGAGGGCCGCCGUCGAGGCCGAACGAGAAGCAAACGCUGCAGCCGUGGCACGCAAUGCCAACGCUUUGCAUCCUGGCCGGUAUGGAAUUCCCUUGGGGCCAACAGUUGCGUCUACGCAGAUACAGAAGCAAGAAGUCACGGCGGCUAAAUCACAUGUCAGAAAUGCACCUCGAGACUCAAACGAACACCCGCCCAAGGCGGAGAAGCUGCACAAAGCUGGAGUGAAAAAUUCUACCUCGUCUAGCAACAGGAAUUCAGAGGAUACGCCGCCGUCAAACUACCGUCAUGUCCCGCAGGUUGCUGCGUCGCAGUUUGCCCGCACCACCACCACCGAGACGGUGACGGAGAAGCAUCUCGUGCACAAGCUAUCCCGGCAGGCCCUCAAGUUUCACAUGCAAGGCCCCAAUGCAAUGGUGGCCUCGGACCUUGCGCCGUCCGAUCAGAACAAAGCACUCCGAAGAGUGCAGAGCCUGAGAGAGAGGCAGUAUGAGCGGAACCAAUUUCAACACACCCACUCACUCGCCACCACCACCGAGGUUGACGAGAGGCCCGCGACCGCCGCCCCUCACACAUUCCAAGAAUAUCUCAAAUCUAAAUGUCUAGAGGCCCUUGAUGACCCGAACAAGGAAACGCGGAGGAGGAGUGUGGGUGCUAUCCUCGGCAUGAUGGUAUCGGCGGAUGCCGAAGCCGCUGAAAAGUCCAUGUCUUCAUUGGACAAUCAGUCCGAUACCGUGCCGGUCAACCCUGACGAGCACCGCGUGGAUUGGACCCAAAGUGACGAAGCUGCCAUUCUUCUGCAGCAGAGGCAACAGCAACAGCAACAGCAACAACCAUCACAUAAGCAGCCGCAACCGCAAAAGAGCGCGGUUGGCCACGGCGUUUUGCGCAAAGCCGAAUCAAAAUGGGCUUUGCGGACAAAACUCGGUAGUUUCAGCAAGAAAGGCGACAGACUCUCCUCACCAACGGAGGAGAAAGACGCCGAGUCCUUCACCGAGACGCCCAAGUCUCCCACAAAGUCAGGAGGGCUCUUUGCGCGAUUCAAGCGUUAGCCAAAUGCAAAAUGACGAAUUAUGCCCGACAUGAUGGGGUGAAUGAACACGUACCUUGGAUAAUCUGAUUGGAUGACUUAAUGAUGAGGAUGAUAUAAUGCAUAAUAUAGGGAAGAGGGGAAUUUAUACAUUGAUUAUGGAGGGAUGAUGAGCCAUUGUUGGAGAGGGGGUAGAGGAGACGAGCCGGAAUAUGCUGCAGGAGAGUCUUGUCGAUGAACAAUAUUAUACCCCAAAAACCAUAGAGGCCAUUCAGGCCUGUAGUCGUCAAGUUUUUCUUAAUUUCUUCGUGUCUUCA
This is a messenger RNA of Trichoderma virens Gv29-8, 1555 nucleotides long. RefSeq lists its product as uncharacterized. NCBI's taxonomy places the organism in Eukaryota, Fungi, Ascomycota, Sordariomycetes, Hypocreales, Hypocreaceae. The transcript has a single exon. The coding region runs from base 1 to 1260 and encodes 419 amino acids. The record is from RefSeq and is a predicted model, not a curated record.